Closterium sp. NIES-67 is the source of this 4429-nucleotide messenger RNA. NCBI's taxonomy places the organism in Eukaryota, Viridiplantae, Streptophyta, Zygnematophyceae, Desmidiales, Closteriaceae. The record is from the annotation of a GenBank genome assembly.
UAUCACAUUCUGUCUGCCUCUCAUCUCUUGUUUCAAUUCGUAUGUAUGGUUUGACUGUGUGUGAAAGAAUUUGUGUGUGGUGUGUUCUGGAGUUUGGGAAUGUGUUUUGUGUUAUUCUGUCUGAGCAGGUAUUUGUGAUGAUAGAUCUUGAGAAGAUCUUUCCGACGCAACAAGAAUCGCUUCAAUCGGAGCAAGAAUGCGAAAGCUAUGAAGAUUCAAAGUUCAUGAGCUUGCGUUACAAUUGCGGCGGUUACAAAGUGAAGUUGUGGGGUGACUUUAUAUGGAGUUGGGACCUUUGGGGUUGGGGAAACUUGUCACUCUACUGUAACAGCUGCAAAUUGGUUGGGAACAACCAAGCUAGGUUGGCAAGGGUGGCCAACUUGGAUGGAUUGGUUGGGAAGGGACAAAUGUCAAAGUUUGGGUUCCUAUAGGGAGGGAAUCUUUGUGCUUAUGGGGUUUCCUUGGUUGGGGACUCUCUUGGGACCUCCCCUCUCAUCCCUCUCUUCCUAUCCCAACCUUUCUCUUGCUCCUUCUAAUUCCUUGAGAAGAUGAAUGAGAGAGGAGGAGAUGCUAAUGGAAGAGGAGCUGUAGCUGAGAAGACAAGUGAGCCGCCGCCAUCAAAAGUUGAAGCUUUGGAUGGCUCCAACUAUGAGGAAUGGAGCGGACGGAUGAGGAGUGCCUUCAAACGCUACAAGCUCCUGAAGAUUGCUGUUGGGGAAGAGAAGAUGCCGGAAGAAGGCGAAGCACGCGAACGGUGGAUUGAGAAAAGCGCGGUGCUUUUCGACCUCAUCCUUCAAUCGGUCAACAAGGAGAUGUUCGAGCACAUCAAGGAUCUUGUGGAAGCGGAUGAUUCGGGUCCAAGGGCGUGGAAACUACUACGCGAUGUGAUUCAGCCCAACACUCUCCCGAUGGUGAUCGUGCUCGAGAAGGAACUUGCUGCCAUCUCCAUGCGACCAGGGGACGAUGUGAAGCCGGUCCUUGACAAGAUCAAGGACACCUAUGCAAGGAUGGCAGCAGCGGGCAGCAGUGUAUCUCAGCUGCAGCAGUGCACCAAGAUCAUCUCGGUGUUGGACAACUCGUGGGAUAACCUCAUCCCCACCCUCAACUCUCAGCAAGAUCAAUGGACACCUGAGUGGCUAAGGCAGCAGAUUCUGCAGGAGGACUUCCGCAGACGCCAUGUGGGAGGCGGUGCUGCCACUAAGACUGCUGAGGGGUAUGGAGCUGCAGGGCGCGGCAGAGGAAGAGGGGGUUGGAAAGGCCGAGGCCGUGGGAGGAGCUUUGGCAGAGGUAGAGGCCGAGGUGACUAUAAUGAGGGGCAUGGAAGCUCCAGUGGCAGGGGGAGCACCAGAAUGGAGGGCACCUGCUGGUACUGCAAGAAGAUCGGGCAUCCUUGGUUCAAGUGCUUCAGCAGGCCGGAGGGAUGGUCACCUCCAGGCAUGAAGCCGCCAAGUGGUGAACGCGCACAAGGUGGCGCUGUGCAAGGCUCAGGUGCACAAGGUGAAGGUGCACAAGGUAACGCCUAUCCUGGGAUGUAUCUUAUGGUUGAGGAUGUGCAUGGGCAUGAGGGUGAUGUGGGAUCUGUGGGAAAGGUUGUGACGCACCCUCUCACGCACUGGGUGAUUGAUUCAGGUUGCACCAGUCACAUGACCCCACGGGCAGAUUUGCUUGAUGAGGUAAAACCCCCUGGGAAGAUUAAGUAUGUGGCAGCAGCGUCAGGUGCUUUGCUCCCCGUGAUUGGUGUUGGGAAUGCCAAGGUUAAGGGAGCUAAUGGGGAGCUUGUGGGGCUUGGGAAUGUUCUGCUGGUUAAAGGCUUGUCUGCUAACCUUCUCUCUGUGCGGCGACUGCAGAAGAGUAAGGCCGAAGUGACCUUUGGACCAACCAGCUGCCGUGCUAAGCUUGGGAAGAAGGUGCUGUGGAGUCUGGAAGAGGAGACCAGCUGCAUCAAGGACCUGUGGCAGCUGCCCAUCAUCCCUUGGAAUGGGAAGACUCCAACAGCAGUAGAGCAGCAGCAGCAGCAGCAGCAUGAGUCUCCAUCUCGAGUUCCACACCCGCCUGAGCGUCCUAGGAGGGAUGUGCGCCCUCCAGUGAGGCUGACCUAUGGGGGAAGAGGCAGGCCGAAUGUGGUGCAGGCUGGGAGUGUGGUUGAGCAGAUUGAGGAAGAUGAGAUCGCUCACUGCUACUGGGCACCAAUCCCUGAGCCCAAGACUCGAGAGGAGGCCUUGAAUGGACCAAAUGGGGAGAAGUGGAAGGCGAGUGAGGAUGAGGAGUUCGGGUCCCUAAUUGAGAACGAGACAUGGGACCUGUGUGACUUGCCUCCUGGAAAGAAGGCAAUCACUUCCAAGAUGAUCUACAGGCACAAGUAUGGACCUGAAGGGGAGCUGACCCGCUACAAGUCUAGGCUUGUGGCACGGGGGUUUCAGCAGACAAAGGGGAAGGACUAUGAUGAGGUGUUUGCUCCUGUGGGGAAAGGAACAACACUGAGGGUGCUGUUGGCGAUAGCUGCACUCCUGGGAUGGAAGAUACGGCAGAUGGACAUUGUGACUGCCUUUCUGAAUGGGAUCAUUCUGGAGGAGGUGUACAUGAAACAGCCAGAGGGGCUGGAUGACGGGAGCGGCAGGGUCUGCAGGCUGAAGAAGGCCAUCUAUGGCCUUAAGCAGGCGCCUCGUGCAUGGUAUCACAAGUUGGAGGAGGCGCUGUUGGCUGGGGGUUUCAAGAAGAGUGAGUGUGACCCCAGCCUGUUCCUGCUGCAGGAGAAGGAUGAAAUCCUCAUGCUCUUGGUGUAUGUGGAUGAUAUCCUUCUCUUUUCUGCAUCCACUGCUUUGCUGGACAGCGCAGAGCAGAUGCUGGAGAUGCAGUUCAAGUGCUCCAAGAUGGGUGAGGUGAAGUACUACUUGGGGAUGCACGUGGAGAGAGAUGUGGAAAAGGGUGUGCUGAGGUUGCACCAGAGGAAGUACUGUGAGGGGCUGGCUGAGAAGUAUGGGCUGCAAGAUGGGGGAAAGCCAGCAACACCACUACCUUCAGGGUUUACUGUGGAGCCAUGUGCUGAUGAGGAGGUAGUGGGUGAGAGUGACAGGAAGCUGUUUCAUUCGAUGGUUGGGUCGCUGAAUUAUGCUGCAAAUCAUACACGGCCUGACAUUGCAUUUUCUACAUCACGGUUGGCUAGUGUGGUCUCACGCCCUAGUCAUGAGCAGCUGGAAGCGGCCAAGAGGUUGGUCCGCUAUGUGAGCGCUACGGCAUCAGUGGGAUUGGAGUACAGUGGAGUGAGGCAGCGGUUGCAGAGAGGUGCUGCAGAUGUGAAGAGUGGAGAGAUGCUCUUGAGUUGCUAUACUGACGCUAGCUUCAACUCAGUGAAAGCGGAUGGCACCAGCAUUGGGGGUUAUGUGUGCUUGCUAGGAGGUGGUGCUGUGAGCUGGCGCAGCAAGAAGCAGAAUGAGGUGGGAUUGUCUUCAUGUGAGACUGAGUACAUGGCCUUACACCAUGGGGCCAAGGAAGUGGUAUGGCUGAGGCGUUUGUUGGAGGAGUUGGGAGUUGGUCAGGAGGAGCCGACAGUUGUGUUCUGUGACAAUGAGUCUGCAGUGAAGCUGGCCAAGAAUGCUUGUCUGCAUGGGCUGACAAAACACAUAAGGCCUAAGUGGCAUUGGGUGAGGAGAAUCCUUGAUAAGGAGGUGCGGCUGGAGAUAGUGAAGACCCAUCAGCAGGCAGCAGAUAUUUUCACUAAGCGUCUUGCGGAGGCGGAUCAUUGGAAGGGCAUGAAGCUUGCUGGGAUGAGUGUGCAUUGAGUAUGCAUGCUUGAGAUGUGGUAUGGUCGAUGAUGGUUGGCAGCCAGAGGGGGAGAUUGUUGUGUGAUGUCAUCAUAUGCUAUCACAUUCUGUCUGCCUCUCAUCUCUUGUUUCAAUUCGUAUGUAUGGUUUGACUGUGUGUGAAAGAAUUUGUGUGUGGUGUGUUCUGGAGUUUGGGAAUGUGUUUUGUGUUAUUCUGUCUGAGCAGGUAUUUGUGAUGAUAGAUCUUGAGAAGAUCUUUCCGACGCAACAAGAAUCGCUUCAAUCGGAGCAAGAAUGCGAAAGCUAUGAAGAUUCAAAGUUCAUGAGCUUGCGUUACAAUUGCGGCGGUUACAAAGUGAAGUUGUGGGGUGACUUUAUAUGGAGUUGGGACCUUUGGGGUUGGGGAAACUUGUCACUCUACUGUAACAGCUGCAAAUUGGUUGGGAACAACCAAGCUAGGUUGGCAAGGGUGGCCAACUUGGAUGGAUUGGUUGGGAAGGGACAAAUGUCAAAGUUUGGGUUCCUAUAGGGAGGGAAUCUUUGUGCUUAUGGGGUUUCCUUGGUUGGGGACUCUCUUGGGACCUCCCCUCUCAUCCCUCUCUUCCUAUCCCAACCUUUCUCUUGCUCCUUCUAAUUCCUUGUGAGAUUCUUGAACUUUGAUUGAACUC